Molecule: messenger RNA, 1350 nt
Organism: Fraxinus pennsylvanica
Lineage: Eukaryota; Viridiplantae; Streptophyta; Magnoliopsida; Lamiales; Oleaceae
Source: the annotation of a GenBank genome assembly
AUGACAAACAAAAAUUUCAACGGUGGAGCAUUAUUCCCGGAGAAAAACAAUAUCCGUCGCCGGAAAUUCGGAGCCCUUCUGUACUCCGAUCCAGAAGACGAUAAUGAUUUCUCUUCACCUCGAAACAGCACCGUUUCCGCAGGCACCGCCUCCAUGUCGUCCGCUCCAACGACCAGCGCCACUUCUUCUCCAUACAUGUCUCCAUGGAAUCAACCCUCUCCUUACACAAAAUCUCCAUGGAUAGGGACUGUACAUCUCCUUGAAGACGAUGAUUAUCAAUACACAAACUUGCACAAACACGGCCUUAUCGGAUCCCUAGUACGAGAAGAAGGUCAUAUCUAUUCGUUAGCAGCCUCCGGGGACUUGCUGUACACAGGAUCAGAUAGCAAAAAUAUUCGGGUCUGGAAGAACUUGAAGGACUUCUCGGGUUUUAAAACAAACAGUGGAUUAGUCAAAGCCAUUGUUGUGUUGGGCGAUAAGAUUUUCACCGGCCAUCAAGAUGGAAAAAUCCGCGUUUGGAGAUUUUUAGGAAAUAAGAGAAAAGCGUAUAAGCGUAUUGGAAACUUGCCGACCACCGGAGAUUAUUUGAAGAAAUCUAUGAAUCCAAAAAACUACGUUGAAGUACGAAGACGUCGGAAUGUUCCAUGGAUUAAGCAUUUCGAUGCAGUCUCCAGUAUGAGUGUGGAUGUUGAACAAGGGUUCUUGUAUUCAGGUUCUUGGGAUAAAACCCUAAAAGUAUGGAGAAUUUCUGAUUCGAAAUGCUUGGAAUCCAUUACAGUCCAUGAUGAUGCAGUUAACUCGGUGGUGGCGGCUUUUGAUGGGCUAGUUUUCACCGGCUCUGCCGAUGGAACGGUGAAGGCGUGGAGGAGGGAGCUGGUGGAUAGGAAUAUAAAACAUGUGCUGGUGGAGACGUUAUUGAAGCAAGAAAAUGCAAUAACUUCGCUAGCAGUGAGCGCCAGGGCGGGGGUGCUGUACGCAGGGUCCUCCGAUGGACUGGUGAAUUUCUGGGAGAGGGAAAAGCACUUCAUGUCGUACGGCGGCGUGCUGAGGGGCCACAAACUGGCGGUGCUCUGUUUGGCAGUGGGUGAGAACUUGGUGUUGAGCGGGUCCGCCGAUAAAAGCAUUUGCGCGUGGCGAUGGGAAGAGGGUGGCGUCCACACCUGCGUCUCCGUGCUGACUGGGCACACUGGGCCGAUAAAGUGCUUGGCGGUGGAGAAGGACCACCAGGAGGAGGACGCGCAGAAGGGGGACCAGCAUUUGAUAGUGUACAGUGGAAGCUUGGACAAGUCUGUAAAGGUUUGGAGAAUUUCAGAGCACGCGUCAAGCUUGAAGGAAUUACAAGAAACGUGA